CCCUCCUUGGGCGCUGUGGUGGGGAGUUAGUGAGUCUGCUCUCCAAACGAGGCUGGCUUUUUAGACCGUCGCCUAAAGCGCCUUCGAAAUUCACCCCGAAACCGUAUUUUGAGUGCAGGGGAGGAUGUUUUAGGACCCCAAGCAAUCUAUUCACGAAUAUUCUUUGUGACCGUCGCACUGAGUUUCCUCACCUGGAGACCCACGGCACAGGGAAACUUAUGCCGGAGGCUCCUCUCCGGGACAGGAAGGCGAGGAUGGGGGUGCAGGCACCCCGGCCCACCGCCCGCUCUGGAUUCCCCGGGCCCACCGGGCGGACGUUCUCGCGCUCGGGCCCAGCCUGGGGAACCGCUCCGGGGCCCGCGCUCCGCCCGAGGAGCCGGGCCUCUCCCUCCGACUCCGACUUCGCCGCUCCCGCCACCCCGCCGGCCGUGCGCGCUCUCGGCGCUCCGGAGACACCCGUCCCGGAGGUUCCCGGCGCGGCCCGGGGACCCUCGCUGGAUCCUGGAGGCACCGCCGCCGGGCGGGCGCAGCGAGCGGCUCCCAGGCCCCGGCCUCCGCCCCUCCUCCCGGGGAUCCCCUUUCGCCAACACCCGCCGGGCCCGCAGGACCCUCCCCUCCGGAGGCCGGGCCUCGUCCGCCCGCCGGCCCGCCCCGCUCGCCGCGCCGGGGGACCCCGCGCCCGACCCUCCCCCCGGACGCCCGGCCCCGAGCGGGACGGAGGCGGCGAUGGUGACUGGGCGGCGGCGGGGGGCGGGGGCGCGGGCAGGCCGGCGCGGCGGGUGCUCCCCCUCUCCGCCCCCGCCCCUCGGCGCCCUCCCCGCGCGCUAGCCCUGUGGCCGCGGCCCGCGCUCGCCCCUCCUCCCCCACCCGGGACCCUCUCCCUCCCCGCCGCCCCCUCCCCUCGCCGCCUCCUCCCUCCCUCUCUCCUCCUCCUCCUCCCUCCCGGCGGCCGGCGGGCCAGAGACGAGGUGGCUGCAGCAGGCGUCGCGGGAAGCCCCGGCUUGGGGAGGCUGCGGGCGCGGAGCCGGUAAACUGGGAAGCAGACUCUUGAGUUCACAGCUGGCCUGUGGGUUUUGCAUCUCGUUAAGGAGCACCUCAUCAUACAGGUGGCAUUUUUCUGAAGUUGUUCAUUGGGACUUCCCAGCAUUCCUGCAGAUAUAAAAGGUGAGGCUGGCGCCCGGGACGGACAUGGCAGCAUGACAGCCCGCGACGGCCGGGUGAAGGGAGCCCGCGGCUGCGGGAGGGAACGCGCGGGGCAGCCACGUUCCUCCGAGGCCGCCUGAGCCGCCAUCCCCAUCGGCUUGCUGUGAUUAUUAACCCCGUGGACGCCUGACUCUUUCUCCGUCUUGAGCAUCAAUAUGUGUCAUGUCAUUGUCACCUGUCGCUCGAUGCUCUGGACCCUCCUGAGUAUUGUGGUGGCCUUCGCGGAGCUCAUUGCCUUCAUGAGCGCCGACUGGCUGAUUGGAAAAGCCAAGACUCCGGGCAGCGCUGAGCCGGCCGAGCAGGGCUCCCCGGGGCCCCACCACCCGACCCUGGGCAUCUACGCGCGCUGCAUCCGCAACCCCGGGGUGCAGCAUGUCCCGCGGGAGACGCUGUGCGGGCCCUACGCCGAGAGCUUCGGCGAGAUUGCCAGCGGCUUCUGGCAGGCCACCGCUAUCUUCUUGGCCACGGGCAUCUUCAUCCUCUGCAUGGUGGCCUUGGUGUCCGUCUUCACUAUGUGUGUGCAGAGCAUCAUGAAGAAAAGUAUUUUCAACGUCUGCGGGCUGUUGCAAGGAAUUGCAGGCCUGUUCCUCAUCCUCGGGCUGAUUCUCUACCCCGCGGGCUGGGGCUGCCAGAAGGCCAUAAGCUACUGCGGACACUAUGCGUCGGCCUACAAACCUGGAGACUGCUCCCUGGGCUGGGCCUUCUACACUGCCAUCGGCGGCACAGUCCUCACCUUCAUCUGUGCCGUCUUCUCCGCACAGGCAGAAAUUGCAACCUCCAGUGACAAAGUACAGGAAGAGAUCGAAGAGGGGAAAAACCUUAUCUGCCUCCUUUAGCUGGAAGAGACAUUAAUGCCAUCUUCUUCCUUGUGUGACCUUGUGAAACAGUCCACCUCGGGCUUCGUCGUCUGAGUCAAGUGAAGAGCUCGCCUUUACCCACCAGAGCCACGUUCCACAGCCCCGAGCCUUAACAGGACCCAUGCGAGGCAUCCUCCAGCUGCGCACAGGGCCUGCACUGAGGGCCGCAGUGCAAACGAUCAGAGAUGGAACAUGAAAACAGUACAGAAACCCUGACAUACAGUUGACAAACUCGGUCAGACUCCAUCUCCCCCAGGGCUCAAUGAAGGAUAAUGAUCGAAAGCAUUAAAGCAGCAGUUUCUCUGGUAACAGAAGAGACUGUCAGCCAGAUUUGCAGGCUGUAUUGAGAUGCGUUUCUGCCACAAGCUUGCACGCCUGUGAGCAUCUCUGCCUCAGAAUGAGGUUUUCGGUUUGGUGUUUUUGUUUCCUCCUAGUUCUUUCACGUUCUCAGUCGGAGACUGCGAUGCCACCUCCAGGCUUCCUGGGGGUGGGAUGUGUGCUAAAGGGCGGAGCAAGACACUGUCUCCUGCUCAGCUGCCGAAAGGGGUCGGCAGGCACAGUGUGCAGUCCUGUUGUGGAACUUAUUCUGGGCUGAAUUCCAAGGUAAGGGGGAUCAAUUGAACUGUCACUCCAAGAUUUUAGAAAUUUGAGUAAAGAAAGAAUAAGGAUCUGUACAAUCAUGAGAAUAAAAGUACAAAAUUCUGCUACGGAAGACAAAUUCAUUCCACUUCCCAGCAGCCAAGCCAGCACCGGUCCUGGCCCAGUCUCCCCUUCCACCGGAGGUCACGUAUUCCUCUCCUAGGGUUAGGAGCGUGCUUUGACUGCCAAAGGAAACCUCACUGUUGCCUCAUUCCAGGGACAGAGGUCGCCAAGCCAGCUGCGGCUCAGUCACACGUUCACUGGGAGGACGGGCCAGAACCUCAGCACUUGCGAGGAGACCUCUUCCCGCUGCUUGGUAACCACGCUGCAGUCGGCUGCACUUCCAGCCCCAGCAGCAGCAGGAUGGCAUUCUUUGCAGAAAAAAAGGAGCUGGUCAUGGGAGUGAAGUUUUUCUAGUUACUGGCGGUGAUCCUGAAAGCAGGCUGAAGUAACAUUAGAUGCUGCAAGCAGUGAGCUGCAGCAGAGGCGUCGUUCCCAGGAAAUCAAAGCAGACAGUUAAUGCAAGGACGAGAGCUACACCAUGCUCAUGGCACCUGCCAACAGCUGUCUACAAAAGGAACUGACUACCACUAUUAAAAAGGAUUCAGGGGCUUUUAAGCUAGUUUCUAUAAAUUACCAAUAUAAAUGAUUCAGGAAAAUAUUAGCCAACACCUCAAAUUUACUCUGGAAUGAUCUAAGCGGCCAGAAAAGGACCUAGUCUGGUGUUACCCUGAGCUUCAGAAUUGCAGAAUGAUCCAGAAACACUCCUUAGCAACUCAAGCAAGUGGAGUGGACCUGCCAGAUUUCUGGAUGGAUUAAAAGUAUAGGUCUCCUUGGGUUUAUGAAUCUCCUCACUUGAGGGCUGGCUUUGUUUUGAAAAUUUAACAAAUAAUUACUACGCACCUUCUUUGGGCAAGGUGUUGCAUGCUAAGUGCCUGCAGGCAUAAGACCCUGCUCCGGAUGUAACAGCCUUGCCCUGGGGAAUCAUUUUAAAGCUGUGUGAGUCUCAGACCAUGCCUUGGUGCAGAACAAAUAAGUGCUUUUUGUAGAUAGAAUGGAGCAACUAAACUUUCAUUUCAGUCUGGCCUUUGGCCUGUGCCAGAAACCAUCUUAUCUCACAGAUUAAGAGUGAAGGGCAGGAAGGGGAGGAGUGUGGAACUAGGCCUUAAUGAGUUCACCAUGCUUAGGCCAAAGUUCAGAAUAAGCGAAAUGUCAAUCCUGUGGGUUUUUUUGAAAAGAGGAGGUAAAUAUGUAUCCUCUUAGCAGCCUACAGUAAGGGCUCAGGAAACAUUAACCCCAUCUCUCACGUCACACAGAGACAGGCGACGGCAGCCGCUGGACAGGGCUCCCGCACCGACUGUGCAUUUACAUGCCCUGACCAAGUCCUCAUGCCACCACAGUGACUACUUUUCAAACCUUGGCGAUAAUUUUCAUUUUAAAAAAAAGCAAUUCCCUUCAUCAGGCAAAUAAUCCUGAUAAAGACAAAUUGUUUCCUUAAAACUUAUCAGAAGAUUUACUCUACUUUUUUUCAGUAGAAGAUAGAGAACCCAUUUUCUAACACUAAUUUUACACUCUCGCUUUCCUUACAGACAAGUCAUAAGCCCAAAGGAGCCUGUGAGCAUGUCCCCCUUCUCUACUGCCUCACGCUCAGUGGCUACGGUGGUGGCAUAGCCCUAGCUCACCCUGACAAAAGUCACAGGUGAGAACAUGACCUCCCUUGGCCAGAAGAAAGUCACUAGACAGUGUUACUUCAUUAGUCUGAAUGCUGCAGAAGACAAAAAGCACAUGCACACGCACAAAACCCCAAAGCACUAGAAAUGACUGAACGCUGCGUGGGUAAGCAGAGCAGAGACCGUGUGAAACGUGAUGUGGGCCUUGUAAGCCCUGAGUCCGUGAGCCAGGCUUUGGUCGGGAUGAAUGGAACAUCCAGAAUCACGCUAGUCUAGACCCAAACUGCACAGCUGUUUAGAAACCACUGAAUAUGAGGAAUGUGUUAGAAAUAUGAUAAAAACACUUAGACUGAUUGUUGCCCCAUAACUAUUGUUCUAAUAAAUUCCGAUCAGUCAGCUAAUUGCCCCAGUCUAAAAAGUCUAAUAUACCUGGGCCAUUCUUACUACCAGAAAAGUCUUAUUUAUUUUUGCUUGCGUUUGCGCUUCAAGUUUGGUGAUGGGCUGGGCUUCUCAGCGAACUCUGUAAGGCGGAAAUCUUUGCCCGGGAUUCUGUGGACUCUUUAAACCUGUGUGCUGAUCCGACAAUGUUACAUUAACUGUGUGAGGGUUUUUGUAUAGUUUUCAAACCUCUGUGGUGUAAUGAUCUUUGUUAAACAUGUAUUCUGUAAAGUGCCAUAGUCUUUUUUUUAUGUGUAGCAUAUUUAAAGAAUAUAUCUGUAUAUUCUCCAUACACGAGUCUGUGUGAAAGACGUGCAAUAACAAAGGUGUGUGUAUGUUUUGUUCUUUGGAAACUGGACAGGAGUCAGAACUGGGAUCGUUUCUGUUUUGGCAAAGGAGAGUUCAACAUGUUUGCCUUCAUGGCUUAGUCAUUAACCCAUGACAAUUUUAAUGCUACACAAUCCUAUGUGAAGAAAAGACUGGUAUGAAAUCCUUUUGUCCUGGGUCUAGAUUAAAAUAAUCGCUAGUUUUAUGUGAAGGGUAAGCCAGCAGGCAGGCCCAGUUAAUGCUAGUCUUUCAUGUGAAAUGUGAAGCUGCCACGUUGCCUUUUCUGUUAGUGUGAUCAUUAGUAGCUGGUACAUAAUCACUAAGGAGCUAUUUCUUAACAUGCUUUGAUAGACCAUGUUAAUGCUACACCACUGUUGAAGGGCUAAUCUCACACCUUCUUCGCCAUAAGAGUCUGGCUUAGAACAGACCUCUCUGUGCAAUAACAUAUGGCCACUGGAAACCCCUGGCCUGCAUUUGUACUUGGGCAGCGAUGACUCCCCAGGGCCAAAAGAGUUAAAGGCGCGACUGGGAUUUCUUCUGAGACUGUGGUGAAACUCCUUCCAAGGCUGGGGGUCAUUAGGUGCUUUGGAGGAACUCAGCACCACCUGAUGUUCAACAGCCACUUGAGCCAAAUGUACAAUUGGAUUUACCGCUGAUGGACUCAAUUGGAGCCUUCACAUUUGUGGUUCUCCUGUUAUACUGUAAACUAAUACAUUGUUUGUCUAGCAGUGAUUAGGUUCCUGUGCAUAUGUAUUUUCACGAUGUCUUCCCCUUCCCAGAUCUGAAUUAAACCAGAUUUUGCAAACUCA
Equus quagga is the source of this 5943-nucleotide messenger RNA. RefSeq names its product LHFPL tetraspan subfamily member 2 (gene LHFPL2). The record is from RefSeq and is a predicted model, not a curated record. Lineage: Eukaryota; Metazoa; Chordata; Mammalia; Perissodactyla; Equidae. The transcript is spliced from 5 exons. Bases 1359 to 2039 code for a protein of 226 amino acids. Gene Ontology annotation, cellular component: membrane.